AUCGGGUGAUCUCAAGAUUCGUCUCGUAGUGUCGACAUGCGAAUAAGGAGGCCUCGAGGUUUGAGCAAUUCUCAAAUCAUCUUUGCAAGUAUCCUGGGAACUUUUGGUGGAUUUUACAUCUGGAAACCAGAAUUCGACCGUCUCCGCGCACGUGAAGAGAAAGCUUUGGAAACAACUACGCAAUCAUCAACAACAACAUAUUUAUUCAUCAUACAAGAAAGAAGACCGAAGAUGAUUGGUGUUUCAAGAUUAUGGCAGUCGUAUGUGAAGCAGGCUAACAGUAGCUCGGGAUUAAUGAUUGCAAUAGGAAUAUUGUCAAUCUCAUGUAUUUAUGGAUGGAAAAAAGGAGUGCAACCAGUUCUGAGGCAAAGAAAGCGGGAAGAAGCUGAAGAGUUUGCUGAUUUUUUAUUUGAGGAGCACAAGAAAAAAUUAGGGAAAAAUAUGCCGUAAUAAGUUUUAAUACCAGGUAUUAUCCACCCCGGAAGUUCCGUAUAUUAUGUGUAUUACACAUAUUUAUGCAUGUAUGUAUGUAUAGUUGAUGAUGUAUCAGACACUGUUACAUUUAUGAUAAAUAAAAUUAGGUAGAUUUCAGAAAUA
Messenger RNA from Athalia rosae (coleseed sawfly), 597 nucleotides. RefSeq lists its product as uncharacterized. Lineage: Eukaryota; Metazoa; Arthropoda; Insecta; Hymenoptera; Athaliidae. The record is from RefSeq and is a predicted model, not a curated record. The coding region runs from base 37 to 450 and encodes 137 amino acids. The transcript is spliced from 4 exons.